GGGAGGACGUUUACAAUGGCCCGCCAUUCUAGCAUAGGAAGACAUGUAGCCUCACCCAAAACUUUCGGAGUAUUGGGUCGGUCGAAUUAUCCUUAUUUGGCAGGUGCGAUAAAAUAAUUCGCGCCUCAUUAUCAUUAUCGUCCAGUAAAGGUGUCGGAUAUAUUACACGAGCGCCUAGUGUUACCGUCCCUGAACCGUAUCCGUUACACUCGCUCCUAUUCUUGAGCCUCAUGAUGCCGAUUGAGUCCCGAAGUCCUCAGUCACGUACCGUGAGGUUCUGCGGAGUAUCUCUUUAUUUCACCCGCGAACUACCGUACUUCUUUGACCGAAUCCCUAUCGCACGAGGAGCAUCAUAAUAGCGGACUGACGUGAAGUAUUAGGUACGUAUACUUACCAACUUAGGAAUAUGGAUGCGACCCAUAGCCUUGCCGCGUACGCAUAUCACAUCACUGGGGUGUGUCUUCCCGCUGCAUGUCUAGCCGCAUCUUUGGUGAUCGUGGUGGCUUCGUUGUUGAGGUGCAACGAUACUCGACAGCCGCCGCAGCUUAGGGAGGCAAUCCCAUCCCGUAUGUGUCUAAUAUCUGGAUAUACAUGACAAGUAAGAAGCGCUUUCUUGAGAAAAUAGAAAAGGCUCUUUUGGAUAGCCCUGUUGUAGGAUGCCAACUCGGGCCAGUGAAAGUAUACUUCGUCACUGGGGAGGCCAGCGUUUCGACUGUGCUCCGGGAAUCCUCUAUCAACCUUAUAUCUGAACAAUGGAUGCUACUCAUACUCAAGAAUGUAGCAGGCUAUACUGACGGAGACCUGGCCAAAUUGGCAGUGGAUGAAUCAGGUAUCGGAAAGGUACCGAUCCCGGGUAAAGAGUCUAUCCUAGCAGAAAAGCGUAUCUGCAUUUUUUCGAUGAGACACUUAGUGCCUUCAAAAUUCGCGAGUGGACUCAAAGUGUCUUUAUUUGACUUCGUCCGUCGUGAGAUGGCUUCGGCGUCGGUUUGCUCGGUAGUGGGAAAGCAUAUCUUGAAUCGCAAUCCAGAUUUCAUAGAUAUGCUGUGGGGGUACGAUGGCUAUGCUGAAAGCUUGGCAUUUGGUCUGCCAAGUUGGCUUAACAAAAAGGGCAUCAAGGUACGAGAAGACUUACGUGCCAUGUGCCUUGGAUGGUAUGAAGAAGUAGAGCAAACAUUGUCAAAAAAUGACAAGAUCAAGAUAAAUAGCGAAGCUGACAACCCAUUCGGAUCACAACUCUCGAAAGAGCUUGGAGAGUGGGCAAAGUCGUUUGAUUUCUCGAAAGAAAGCAUAGCAAGCGUCUACAUGUUCCUCUUUCUCGGCGAGGCUCAACAAAUUAGCUUGAAUACCAACACCAUUCCGGUCUGCACUUGGGCAUUGAUGGAAAUCAUUAGCGAUCCAGAUCUAUUCCGAGCUACGCGGGCAGAAGUCUCUCAAGCACUCGUUACGCAUCCCACAUCUGGAGAGCGGAAGUUUGACAUUCAGAAGCUAGCGUCGCUCCCUUUAAUCCAAUCUAUUUAUACAGAGUCCCUACGCCUCCACUUGAGUCUCAACCUUACCCGAACCGCUCUGAAGGAUAUCGCUAUCGCAGGUUACACAUUGCCAAAAGGGUGCACCAUCCAAGCUCCAAGUCAGAUCUCUCACUAUGAAGAGGCAGUCUGGGGGACACCAGACCAUCGGGCCUCUGAGUUCUGGGCUUAUAGACACGUGAAGUCGUCGAAGGCUAGGGAUGCGGGGACGAAAUCCGGCCAUACAUUAGAAUAUUCGAUCUCUGGCCGUGCGGGAUCAUUCUUCCCAUAUGGGGGCGGGGGAUAUACGUGCCCAGGACGGAACUUCGCAAAGCAAGAGAUCCUGCUAGCGAUAGCCAUGAUUGUCACCAGGUUUGAUGUCGAGUUCAUUGAGUGGACGAAAUUAGACGGAUCCCCAUCUCAGCGCCCCGCUCAGAACGACCCUAGGUAUGCUGGUGCUGGAUCUGUUCCACCAGACAGAGAGAUGAAGGUCAGAUGGAAAAGGCUAUGGUGA
Messenger RNA from Hypoxylon trugodes, 2019 nucleotides. RefSeq names its product cytochrome P450. The record is from RefSeq and is a predicted model, not a curated record. Lineage: Eukaryota; Fungi; Ascomycota; Sordariomycetes; Xylariales; Hypoxylaceae. Gene Ontology annotation, molecular function: heme binding; iron ion binding; steroid hydroxylase activity. The transcript is spliced from 5 exons. Bases 592 to 2019 code for a protein of 475 amino acids.